Molecule: messenger RNA, 750 nt
Organism: Tinamus guttatus (white-throated tinamou)
Lineage: Eukaryota; Metazoa; Chordata; Aves; Tinamiformes; Tinamidae
Gene: MEX3B
Product: mex-3 RNA binding family member B
Molecular function (GO): RNA binding
Source: RefSeq, a predicted model, not a curated record
GGUGGUGGGGGUGGAGGGGGAGGGACCCUGGAUGACCAAAGAGCCCUUCAGAUCGCCCUGGAUCAGCUCUCCCUGCUGGGGCUGGACAACGACGAGACGGGCUCCAUUUACGACAGCGAGCCGCGGAAAAAGAGCGUGAACAUGACCGAAUGCGUGCCAGUGCCAAGCUCGGAGCAUGUCGCGGAGAUAGUGGGGAGACAAGGUUGUAAAAUCAAAGCUCUGCGGGCAAAGACCAACACCUACAUCAAGACCCCGGUUCGCGGGGAGGAGCCGCUCUUUGUUGUGACGGGGAGAAAGGAAGAUGUGGCCAUGGCCCGCAGGGAGAUCAUCUCCGCAGCCGAGCACUUCUCCAUGAUCCGAGCUUCACGGAACAAGAACACAGCCCUCAACGGCACCGUCCCUGGCCCUCCAAACUUGCCCGGCCAAACCACCAUCCAGGUGCGGGUGCCUUAUCGUGUGGUGGGCUUGGUCGUGGGGCCCAAAGGGGCCACAAUCAAGCGCAUCCAGCAGCAGACGCACACCUACAUCGUGACCCCGAGCCGGGACAAGGAGCCAGUCUUCGAGGUGACGGGCAUGCCCGAGAACGUGGACCGUGCCCGGGAGGAGAUCGAGGCGCACAUCGCCAUGCGCACGGGUGGCAUCAUCGAACUCACGGACGAGAACGACUUCCAUGCCAACGGCACGGACGUGGGCUUUGAGCUGAACGGCACAGGCAGCCUCUGGAGCAAGCCCACACCGCCCAGCAUCACC